AUGUUUACAUCCGUCACUCGUUCAGGCCUGGCUUCGCUGCUGCUAUCAGCCUCAUGUCUUCUGCCGGCCGUCCCUGCGGCAGUUCUGGAGAUGCCGAUUUGGUUCAAGAACUCCUACGCAAUUGUGGAGACUGAGAUUGGCACCCCGGGUCAGAAGCACUUCCUCCUCUUCGACACAGGCAGCGCAACAACAUGGCUUAUGGAUGAGACAUGCGCCGAUUCUACCUGUUAUAACUACAGUGGCUUCCCCCGCAGCGGCUACUCCGCCAACGCCUCGUCGACCAGCAGCUCGCUGGGGACCUACACCUCGAUCGACUACCUCGGCGGCGCGACAGCCGGCUUUGGCCUAGCGGACGUCUUCUCGCUCCCAUCCGCCCCCAAUGUCAUUUGGGAGCAGACCUUCUUGGCUGCCAACGCGUCUUCUUGGUUUUGGAUCCCUUGCGAUGGAUUUCUGGGCUUGGCUUUCACCACUAUUGCCGACGCCAACACGAGCACGUUCGUCGAGACGCUGAUGCAGCAGGGCAAAGUCGAUGAGCCGCGCUUUGGAAUUUACUUUGGGAAGGAAUUCAAUGACACUGGCUCCGUGGCGGGAGAGGGUGUGCUCACUAUUGGCGGCUCUGAAGAGGAGAAGUACGUCGAUGGGGACCUGACCUGGAUAUCGCCGCUGCAGCGGCUGGGGGCGGAGGGAGAGUACCAGCUCUGGCGCAGUGACAUGGUCUCCAUGCAUGGGCUGGAGCUUGGAUCCAACGGCAGCGUGGUCAACGAUAAAGCCAACUACUUCGCCGGAGACUGGGCCGUCUUCGACACGGGCGCGGGUGGGAUCACGGUCCCGCCUAGCCAGAUCUAUGCCAUGUACGAGUCAUUCGGGAUGAACUGGACUGCGAUUCUCAAUGGAGAUCACAUCCCGUUGUGCACUGAGUUCAACUCGUCUUGGGCAGUCUCUUUCCAGUUCGGGUCGAGUGACGCUCCCGCUACGAUCACCAUGACGGGGGAUCAGCUUGCCCGGUCGGGUUUUGCGUAUGAGGAGAGGUAUUGCUUCCCGCCGUUUGAUAUUGGCGAUGUCGAUGGGCUGUUCCUAUUUGGCGCGUCGUUCCUGCACCAGUUCUACUCCGUGUUCGAUUUCGGCGCGUUCGAGGUGGAUGCGUAUGAGCCGAGGAUCGGGCUUGGGCAACUUAAGGAAGAGUGGAGGCCUAGUGUAUAA
Pseudomassariella vexata is the source of this 1200-nucleotide messenger RNA. Its product is annotated as pepsinogen c. The transcript has 2 exons. NCBI's taxonomy places the organism in Eukaryota, Fungi, Ascomycota, Sordariomycetes, Amphisphaeriales, Pseudomassariaceae. Gene Ontology annotation, biological process: proteolysis. Gene Ontology annotation, molecular function: aspartic-type endopeptidase activity. Gene Ontology annotation, cellular component: fungal-type vacuole. The record is from RefSeq and is a predicted model, not a curated record. The coding region runs from base 1 to 1200 and encodes 399 amino acids.